AACAGGCGGUGGGGAACAAAAGCACAGCCAGAAAGCAAGAGAAUGGAGAGCCAAAACCAGCUCCCACAUACACAGCAACCAGCCAAAGGCACCACUUUCCUCAGAACCUGCUUCAAUGGACUCAAUGCCUUAUCAGGUGUUGGGAUUCUGUCAAUUCCAUAUGCUCUUUCCAAAGGUGGGUGGCUGAGCCUGACGCUCCUAUUUCUUGUAGCAAUUCUCUGUUUUUAUACAAUAUUGCUUCUGCGACGAUGUAUGGAUGCUCAUCCAUCCAUCAAAACGUAUCCCGACAUUGGUGAGCUAGCCUUCGGGCCCAAAGGAAGAGCCUUGGUGUCCCUAUUUUUGUACCUAGAGCUGUAUUUAGUUGCAGUAGAGUUCCUGAUAUUGGAAGGUGACAAUUUGGACAGCUUGUUCCCAAACAUGGUUUUCAAAAUUUCUGGCCUCAAGAUUAAAGGGAAGCAAGGUUUUGUGCUGCUUACUGCCCUUGUGAUCUUGCCCACAACAUGGCUAAGGAGUUUGAAUUUGCUGGCCUAUGUUUCUGCUGGUGGGGUUUUGGCCUCUGUGAUACUGGUGGCAUGUGUUCUCUGCGUUGGUGCUGUUGAUGGUGUGGGAUUUAAUCAAAGAGGUGAUCUUCUGAAUUGGGCUGGAGUGCCCACUGCCAUGAGCUUGUUUGCUUUUAGUUACUGUGGUCAUGCAGUUUUCCCAACCUUGUACAAUUCCAUGAAGGACAGAAACCAAUUCCCCAAGGUAUUACUAGUAUGUUUUGUUCUGAGCACAAUCAGCUAUGGAUCAAUGGCCAUUUUUGGCUACUUGAUGUAUGGAGAACUGCUGAAAUCUCAAGUGACACUAAACCUUCCUGUCCAAAAGAUAAGUUCAAAAAUAGCAAUCUACACUACACUAAUCAAUCCCCUCACAAAGUAUGCAGUGGUCAUCAUGCCACUUGCCACAGCCAUAGAGGGCAAAUAUCCUUUGCGGAACAACAAAUCAAUCAGCUUGCUCAUUAGAACUGGACUGGUAGUCAGCACCGUAAUCGUGGCGCUGACGGUUCCAUUUUUUGGCUACGUAAUGGCAUUCAUCGGCGCGUUUCUGGGCGUCACUGUGGCGAUGCUGCUGCCAUGCCUCUGCUACCUUAGGAUCAAGAAAGCUUCCCAGAGUUUUGGGCUGGAGUUGGCAGCAAUUGUGGGGAUUUUGGUGGUGGGGUCUGUGGUUGCUGUAAUUGGUACCUACACUUCUGUGAGGCAGAUUGUGAACCAUCUUUGAAUACUUUGAUACAGGUACAAUGGGGUUUGUGUCAGCAUCCAUUCAACCGGUAUGCACCAAAUACUGGAGCCUUAUUGGGAGUGUAAAUAGAGAUGAUUGGUGGAGUUCUUCAUAGUAUCCACCAUGGUGUAAGGAACAAUGGGCAAUGGGUGAGAUGAAUUGACCAUAGAGGAGAAACUUUUGUGGAUGGUGGAUGUCGCAUGGCAUGGCAAAAUGUGGGUGCUGGGAUUAGGGCAGGAAAGCCUGUGUAAUACUUUAUUUUAUGACAUAUGAAAAAUUGGACACUUAUUAAAUUACACGGAUUUAACUGUAA
Messenger RNA from Malania oleifera, 1570 nucleotides. Its product is annotated as amino acid transporter AVT1I-like. Gene Ontology annotation, cellular component: plasma membrane. The coding region runs from base 43 to 1257 and encodes 404 amino acids. Lineage: Eukaryota; Viridiplantae; Streptophyta; Magnoliopsida; Santalales; Ximeniaceae. The transcript has 3 exons. The record is from RefSeq and is a predicted model, not a curated record.